Neopsephotus bourkii (Bourke's parrot) is the source of this 1129-nucleotide messenger RNA. Its product is annotated as ubiquitin-conjugating enzyme E2 R2-like. The transcript is spliced from 2 exons. The annotation marks the transcript as partial. The record is from RefSeq and is a predicted model, not a curated record. NCBI's taxonomy places the organism in Eukaryota, Metazoa, Chordata, Aves, Psittaciformes, Psittacidae.
CCAGAAUCUGUGAAUGUGUUAGAUCUGACUGCUGUUGUGGUUACUUUUUUCAGGACUAUCUUACUGAGUGUGAUCUCUUUGCUUAAUGAGCCCAACACAUUCUCUCCUGCCAAUGUGGAUGCAUCAGUCAUGUUCAGGAAAUGGAGGGACAGUAAAGGAAAAGACAAAGAAUAUGCUGAAAUCAUAAGGAAACAAGUUUUGGCCACUAAAGUUGAGGCAGAAAAGGAUGGUGUGAAGGUCCCCACUACACUGGCAGAGUACUGCAUUAAAACUAAAGUGCCUUCCAAUGACAACAGUUCAGAUUUGCUUUAUGACGACUUGUAUGAUGACGACAUUGAUGACGAGGACGAGGAGGAUGCCGACUGUUAUGAUGAUGAUGAUUCUGGCAAUGAGGAGUCGUGACCUACUCCCUCUAUGCCCCUGUACUGCCUGAUGACUCAGGCCAGAAGGGAGCAGUGGUAACCUAGCAGCAGUCCAGCAAAACCAGAUGGGGGGUGGGGGGGGGGGUGUGGGUGUGAUGUGUCAAAAAACCCUGUCUCCUGUUGUAUGGCUGUUUGCUCCUUUUUUUAAUGGACCUCUUAAACCCUUUACAGAACGUUUUAAUUCUUGCAUUUUAACCCUUUCAUCGCUGUAUUAUGAUUUCUUUUUUAAAAAGAAACUCCCUUUUUCACUUCUCUAUGAAAUGCUUACAGUGAAACAGGUUUGCUUGUGUUUAGAUUCUUGAAUUAAAUACAAUCUUACAUUGAGAUGUUUAAUGUAUUUAAAGCUGGAACAAACCCAUUGGUUUUGAGGAGCUCAAGUGCUGCAUUUACUGGGAUCUAAAAAUCCAUACAAAGCAAACUGCCAUGGUUUAGCUGCUCCAUUUACAAUAAUAGCAUGUGUACAAUCAUUUUGCCUUGUCAUGAUGGCUUUUCCUUUAUAAGAUAGAGGGGUGAAGAGUAUAAAGCUACUGUGUGUUGAGCUUAAUGGGAUGUCACCGAAAGGUACAGUAUUCCUUUUUAGACUGCUUAAGAAGUUAGGAACUAGCUGGCCCCUGGAGCCCCAGAGGCCACAAUCAUCAGCUUUGUCUCUGAAAAAGGUUUGUGAUAUGAACCCUAAAAUAAACACUUAACACUUCACAUCUGUACAA